Brienomyrus brachyistius is the source of this 795-nucleotide messenger RNA. It is a transcript of the gene rpl15, whose product is annotated as ribosomal protein L15. Gene Ontology annotation, molecular function: structural constituent of ribosome; RNA binding. Gene Ontology annotation, cellular component: cytosolic large ribosomal subunit; ribosome. Gene Ontology annotation, biological process: cytoplasmic translation. NCBI's taxonomy places the organism in Eukaryota, Metazoa, Chordata, Actinopteri, Osteoglossiformes, Mormyridae. Bases 126 to 740 code for a protein of 204 amino acids. The record is from RefSeq and is a predicted model, not a curated record. The transcript has 4 exons.
GUGCGACUACAUUUCCCAGCAGCCUCCUCGCUGUAGGAAAUGGCUUCAUCACGUUUUAAUAAAGCAUGAUGGGUAAAAAAAAAUCUCCCUUUCCGGUUGGUACGCCAUCACGAAACUGAGGCAGAAUGGGAGCGUACAAGUACAUGCAGGAGCUAUGGAGGAAAAAGCAGUCGGACGUGAUGCGCUUUCUGCUCCGCGUCCGGUGCUGGCAGUACCGCCAGCUCUCCUCGCUGCACCGGACUCCUAGACCUACCAGACCCGACAAGGCGCGCCGACUCGGCUACAAGGCCAAGCAAGGCUAUGUCAUCUAUCGUGUGCGCGUGCGUCGUGGAGGCCGCAAACGUCCCGUGCCCAAGGGCGCCACCUACGGCAAGCCGGUGCACCACGGCGUCAACCAGCUGAAGUUCGCCCGCAGCCUCCAGUCCGUCGCAGAGGAACGUGCCGGUCGCCACUGUGGCGCCCUGCGGGUCCUGAACUCAUACUGGGUGGGAGAAGAUUCCACGUACAAGUUCUUUGAGGUCAUCCUCAUCGACCCCUUCCACAAGGCUAUCAGACGCAACCCCGACACCCAAUGGAUCACCAAGCCAGUGCACAAGCACAGAGAGAUGCGCGGCCUCACGUCCGCUGGCAAGAAGAGCCGCGGCCUGGGCAAGGGCCACAAGUUUCAUCUGACCAUCGGUGGGUCGCGCCGGGCGGCCUGGAAGCGCCGCAACACCCUGCAGCUGCACCGUUACCGCUAACGAGUGUCUGCAUGUUCAGAGCUUUCAGUCCAAUAAAAUCCUUGUUUGCCCUGGU